This is a messenger RNA of Urocitellus parryii (Arctic ground squirrel), 635 nucleotides long. It is a transcript of the gene Atp5mg, whose product is annotated as ATP synthase membrane subunit g. Gene Ontology annotation, molecular function: proton transmembrane transporter activity. NCBI's taxonomy places the organism in Eukaryota, Metazoa, Chordata, Mammalia, Rodentia, Sciuridae. The record is from RefSeq and is a predicted model, not a curated record. Gene Ontology annotation, biological process: proton motive force-driven ATP synthesis.
UCCUCUAGUGUCGUCUUUUCAAAUCCACUUCCUGUCCGCGGCUGAAAAAAAUAAAUUGACUGACUAGAUUCCUCAAAGGCGCUAGGACACCUAAGUAUCUUGAACCGGCGCGGAAAAGGGCGGCCUGACAUUGGAAGUGGCACAGGGUCCUGCAGCGAGUCCUUCCGGGGGGUGACUUUCAGCCGGCCUUUGGGGCAUCAGACCUUCUGCCCUAGAACCAUGGCCCAGUUCGUGCGUAACCUCGCGGAGAAAGCCCCGGCGCUGGUGAACGCUGCUGUGACUUACUCCAAGCCUCGAUUGGCCACAUUUUGGCAUUAUGCCAAGGUUGAGCUCGUUCCUCCAACCCCUGCUGAGAUCCCUACAGCUAUUCAGAGCCUGAAAAAAAUAGUCAAUAGUGCUCAAACUGGUAGCUUCAAACAGCUUACAGUUAAGGAAGCUGUGCUGAAUGGUUUGGUGGCUACUGAAGUGUGGAUGUGGUUUUAUAUCGGAGAGAUCAUAGGCAAGCGUGGCAUCGUUGGCUAUAAUGUUUGAAGACCAAUCUUUAACAUCUGAUUAUAUUUGAUUUAUUAUUUGAGUUUUCUUGGACCAUAUAUGAUCAGAUUGCUAUCUGAAUAAAGAUGUAUCAGAAUAAGAUG